UUUCUUUUCCGAUCCCUUUAUAAACCAACCCACCCCCAUUUCCCUCCAUAUCCCCUCUCGGCUCUCUCUCAUGUAAAAAGACAAAAAAGUCCAACGGAAAAUCAGAGAAGCUAGGAGAAAUGGAAGGGCUGAAAGGGUACUGGAAGCGAAAAGACUACGAGCGGCUCGAUGGGUCCGGUCGGCGAGGCAAGAAAAAGCACCAGAUUGAGCUGGGUCGGACCCGACGCAGGCGAUUCUGGCGGAUCAAGAUCACACCGAAACUCCGUAUGUUUCGAUUGAGCUCGCCCAAGAAAUUCCUCAUCCGUAUAAGGGACGCGUACGUUAAAAUGAUGCUGGGAUUCGCGAACUCUGCCGCUCUCAACGGUGGAUUCGCGUACUCAGCGGACGUGGAUUCGAGAGUCUUAGGAUUCGGUAGACCCGCGCUGAAGGAGUACGAUGAGAAGGUGAUUGUUGAGAUUUAUAAGUCGUUGAUGGUGCAACGGCAGCUGAUGGGUGAUAGAGAAGGAAUGAAGGUUGGGGAAGUCGCGUGUGCACGGUAGAGAUAUUCUCCUUCGUUGUAUUUGCUUUUUUUCUUUUCUUUUCUACUCUUUUUAAUUUCCAUGGAGGGUUUGGUGCGUGUAAUAAUCGUAGAAAUUGACUUUUUUAGCCCUUUGAGAAGGAAGUUAAGAUUUUUCA
Magnolia sinica is the source of this 675-nucleotide messenger RNA. RefSeq lists its product as uncharacterized. The transcript has a single exon. The coding region runs from base 120 to 539 and encodes 139 amino acids. Lineage: Eukaryota; Viridiplantae; Streptophyta; Magnoliopsida; Magnoliales; Magnoliaceae. The record is from RefSeq and is a predicted model, not a curated record.